Messenger RNA from Tachyglossus aculeatus (Australian echidna), 1888 nucleotides. RefSeq names its product transmembrane 4 L six family member 1 (gene TM4SF1). The transcript is spliced from 5 exons. Bases 105 to 713 code for a protein of 202 amino acids. The record is from RefSeq and is a predicted model, not a curated record. Lineage: Eukaryota; Metazoa; Chordata; Mammalia; Monotremata; Tachyglossidae. Gene Ontology annotation, cellular component: membrane.
CUUGUUUUUUUUUCAUUUUUCCUCAGGAAGGGCACAGAGCACACCAGACUCUGGGAAGCCCUGACGGGUAGAGAUCAAUCCUGAGAGAGAGCGUGAGGGUUACAAUGUGUUACGGAAAGUGCGCCCGUUGCAUUGGCCACUCUUUGGUCAGUCUGGCCAUCCUCUGCAUCGUAGCUAAUAUUUUGCUUUACUUUCCCAAUGGAGAGACCAAGUACGCAACCGAAGACCAUCUUAGCCGAUUCGUCUGGUAUUUUUCUGGAAUUGUAGGAGGAGGGCUGUUGAUGUUUCUCCCAGCGGCGGUGUUCAUUGGGCUGGAACAUGAAGACUGCUGCGGCUGCUGCGGCCAUGACAACUGUGGGAAGAGCUGUGCGAUGCUCUCCUCGGUGCUGGCAGCCCUUAUUGGACUAGCUGGGUCCGGAUACUGCAUCAUCGUGGCCGCCCUGGGCUUAGCCGAAGGCCCAAAAUGCCUUGACCUCAGUGGUCAGUGGAAUUACACCUUCGCUGACACCGAUGGAAAUUACCUGAUGGACCAUUCCACCUGGGGGGAUUGCAUCGAGCCCAGAAACGUGGUGCAGUGGAACGUGACUCUGUUCUCCAUCUUGCUGGCCCUUGGAGGAAUUGAAUUCAUCCUGUGUCUCCUUCAAGUCAUCAACGGUGUCCUUGGAGGAAUAUGCGGAUUCUGCUGCUCUCGUCAGCAGCAAUAUGACUGCUGAGAGAAGCAUCCCUGGAUGGAGGGUGAAGGUGCCUGUCAUUGACUGUAAUUUAUAUAUUUUGUAAAACUUUGUAUUAGUGUACCAUAUAUGCUCUGUUUGUGUAAACCUGGAUAGAUAAGAGCGCGUUUUUACUCUGGGCGAGAGGCUGGAACAAUGGAGCUGAUGGAAUUUCUUCCCCGGCAGAGAGGCCCAGCCCUGCCCAUCGUGGGGGGCCUCUUCUGCGGAAACAGAGGUGCCCUUGGGCAGAGCAGAGGGAAGGUUGAAUCCCGGUGACCGCUUCUGGGAUGAAGAUGAUGUUCCAAAGGACCCAAGCCUGUUUUCUUGACAACGCAAGUUGCCAUCUUCUCUGUUGGCAUGAUGUUUCUCAUUCGCAUGAUUCUGCUGGCUUCCCCCCGAGGGGGACAUGUGGGUGACCCCGAGGGCUGGUAUAGGUCGGUGCCCGACUGCUGGACAGAAUGGGAGUCUUAUUAUCAGCCAGGAUCCCCAUAGUGGAGCAGGGGAGGGAAAAGGGAAUGCAGAGAGAUGGCUGUUGGGGCUUCCAUCUAAGGUGCAAAACAGGAAAGGGAGUGAAAGGAUCUUGGAGCAAUCUUUCCUUCACUGACACAUAUGCCCCACCUUCAGGCCCACUCCAGAGGCCCUCCCCACACCCUACCUCUGCCCCCCAGCUCUGGCCCACCUGGGCCUCCUCCUGCUUGGCCAGUUCUGCUUCUGGGCAUCUCUGGUGGUCCUUCUGCACUGGUCUGAAGGUUGAAGAGUCCACAGGGGCUGGUAAACGAGUCCAACGCUGCGCUAUCUCCAGACUGUCAUCAACCCUGGCCUUGGAAGUUUGGUGAAUUCCACUCUUUCCCCCUCCUGCCUCCUUCCCUUCCUCCUUGGCAGGGACUGUCUGGAGUCAGCCAGAGGAGGGAGUGCCCACCAACAGAUGGAAAACUGGAUUUCCACACCCAUGAUGGUGCUGGCUGGCUUCCCUAAUCUGUUUGGAAAUUCCCGGGUCUUCUAGUCCCCUAACUGGAUGGAGCUGACACGGUAGGCUGGGGAAGGCAGAACCAAAGGCAAAGGAGAGGGAAACUGAAAGAAACAGAUGAAAAAAAAACAGAGUGGGAAGAAAAAUAAAUGAAGGAUAAUCUCAAAUACAUUUUGUACAAAAUAGAAUAAAUGAAGAAAACCAAAAUCUC